Rhinolophus ferrumequinum (greater horseshoe bat) is the source of this 2528-nucleotide messenger RNA. Its product is annotated as splicing factor, proline- and glutamine-rich-like. The transcript has 2 exons. Bases 605 to 1555 code for a protein of 316 amino acids. NCBI's taxonomy places the organism in Eukaryota, Metazoa, Chordata, Mammalia, Chiroptera, Rhinolophidae. The record is from RefSeq and is a predicted model, not a curated record.
AUAAAAAUAAAAAAAGGUAGAGGGGGAGAGAUAUAGUAUCCGCACUUUCUCAUUUAUUUCUAUUUCCAUUAAACAAUAGUUUACGGAAUAUGCCAUUUGUAUGAUCAGAACAGACAAUGAAGCCGUUUUCAUUAGGCAACAGAAAUACAGGGCUCCCAUGAGUUGAAACCUGGCUAGUUCUGGGAUUGGAACGCUGAGAAGGGUUAGGGGGACCUGAAAUACUGUCAACAAUGCUCAGGUCCCAAGCCAAGAAACCCCCAGAAAGGGUGUAGGAUUUCCACUGGUCUUAGGUUCUGGACUCCAUUCUCUGCUUCUGUUCUCUCAGGACAGGUGAUCUGUCUGGAUGCCCCUUUGAAUUAUUGAUCUCCAUGCUCUCAAACCAGCACGUUCCCCAGCACUGAAGGUGCCUAACAGAUUCAGGUGACAACGUCCCUUCCCUUGAAGAGGGGAGCAGGGGGAGUCCUUUUACCCGGACCCUUUACUGGACCUAUUUCCAAUACGUCUUUUCCUCCUCAAUGUCCCAGUAUGAACUGCAAGGUGCCAAUGACAGACUCUGAAUUCCAUUCCCGCCAGAGACCAGGACCUUACAGACAUCCGCACAAAAAUGCAGUCCUUUCUGGGGCAGGAAGGGGGCACGGCGCCGCUUCCGCCCCGAGGCCGCAGCACCCGGGUCCCGCCGCCCCGGCAGGGCCCUCCGCGGGGCCAGCGCCGCCCGGAAGAAGUCAGCGCUCCGCCGUCGGUUUCCUGCGCAGCCGGACGCGGCGCCAUCAAAUCAGCUCAGCGCUCACAUCUCCCGCGUGUCGGAGCCCGAACCCGGGGAGGGGGCGGCGAGGCCGGAGGGGCGCGCGGUGAUGGGGGGCUGCCCCCCAGCCAACUGUCUGUCCCGGGAGCCAGACGGACAGACGGCAGCUGCCGCGUGUCCCGGCCCCGCUCCUGCUCCAUCCCCGCGCCCGCGCCCCCGCCUCCGCCCGCGCCACCGCACCGGGACCGCGGCGACGUCGCCUCAGCGGCCACCCCACGCACGGCCCAGCGCUGCGCCCGGUGUCCUCGAGGGGCCCGGCCUGCGCGGGCAGGCGGCCCCCCAACGCCACCUCUCUUCCCCGCCAGAUGGGGCCCGAGGCCCCGAGGCCCCAAGGCGGGGGCGGGCCGCAGCUGGCGGGCGACCUCGGGGACUGCAGGCGGGAGGCCCGCGGGCACGAGGGGGCUGUGGGCGGGAACCGGCUCCAGGACAGGCCGGCUCGGGCCGGAGCAGCCAUCUUCCGGCGCGCGGCUCUGCAACCUCCCACCCCGGGCCGCGCCUGCUUGCGGGGCCGCCGCCUCCACGCAGCAGCAGCUCAGCGCCGUGGGCCGCUUCUGCGCAAGACGGCCAGUCCCCACGCGAGCUGUCCCCGCACUCGGAGGGCGACCCCGCUGGUGGGAGCUCCCCCAGCAGCCGUCCCCAGGUCCCACCCGGGGAGAACGGGCCCCCAACGGCCGCCCCAGCUUCACGCAGACUUCCAGGGCUUUGCCAAGCUACAGAGGUGAUGGGGAAGAGGAGCAAAUAUCAUGCAAUUAAGUGUAGGGGAAUUCCUAAUUAAGUGUAAGGAAAAUAAAAGUGGAAAACAUGCCUAAAACCCUGCUCACACACCUCAGUAAGGUGGAGUUGUCCUCUAUAUGCCUCUCAGCAACUGUGGCCAUUACUAUCCUUAUCUUCCCUGCUCCCAGUUGAGACAGUCUCUGUAUCUGCAUGGGAGCUUGGUUUCAUCUAGCAGUUCCCACCCCUUAGUACCACAUUGUUUGGUGGGCUCUACGUUCCCAGGUCCCAGUAAGUCCUAGCCUAAGCCUUUUCUUCAGGGCAAUAGCUUCACAAAUCCCAGCCAGGUUCCUCCAAGGUUGGCACUCACCUGUCAACCACAACAGCUGGGUUUGCAAAGCAGGGAGAGCCAAGUUUCAGGGAAAGUCAAGGACUAGGCAAAGCUAGUUCAUGUUCAGUAACUCUAAAUAGUUGUAACUAAUGAACUCCAGGAGAACUUUAAACAUUAUAUUGACAGAGUACAGGGGCUACUAACAAACUUACCUUAAUUCCCUUUCUUUUUCUAAUCAACUGAGUUCUUUGUUCAUAAUCCUUGGUCAACACAGUUAAGGGCUGUCCUACUAGGAGGAAGUUAAAGACCCAAAGGAGACCAGAGUUGAAAUGGUGGAAAGCUUCAGAUCCAGUAGUUUUCACACUGAACUCUGACUCUUUGGGGGAGUCAGAGAGGCACCUUAAAGUCCACCAAAAUUUCUGGGACUGAUUUUUCCCAGACUUGGUACUGGAGAAGCUGGAGACCCAGAAAUGCCAAUGGGCAUUGACAUAAAAUCCCAAUAAAAUCUUUCUCUAACCAAAGAAUCAGGAGAGGGAUAGCUGAAAAAGACAAAACUUUUAAAUAACCACUGUAUUCCAGUUAAACACCGUGGAAAAAAACUGUGGCCCCACUCUCACCCCAGCAAGCAAAGGCAAAGUGAAGAGCCUAUUUUCCCCCCAUCACCACUGUGGUAUUGUAGAAGGC